Messenger RNA from Paracoccidioides lutzii Pb01, 1170 nucleotides. Its product is annotated as ribosome biogenesis protein BRX1. Bases 1 to 1170 code for a protein of 389 amino acids. Gene Ontology annotation, molecular function: rRNA binding. Gene Ontology annotation, cellular component: nucleolus. The record is from RefSeq and is a predicted model, not a curated record. The transcript has 2 exons. Gene Ontology annotation, biological process: ribosomal large subunit assembly; rRNA processing.
AUGGCAUCCGUACAUAAAUCCCUCUCAAAAAGGAAUAGGAAAAAAAAUCAGCCAUCUGUCAGAGAGAAUGCGGAGGAUACAGAUGUCUCCAUGAACGAUCUGCUAGAUGACCCGGACGAGACAAGUGAUAGCGAUAAUUACGAGCAAGAAGAGAAGGGACAAGAUAAGCAAGAAAAUACCGCGGAUGGUGAGGUAACGAAUAAUAUUUCGCAAACGCAAUCCUUAGGAUACAUGCGGAAGACUCGUGUGCUGAUGUUGACAUCGAGGGGGGUUACACAUCGACACCGCCAUCUCCUCUCCGACCUCACCUCCCUCCUCCCUCAUACACACAAGGAAAACAAACUCGACACCAAAAAGAAAACCGCUGGCUAUAACUUCCUCCUUAAUUCCCUCGCUGAUCUACACUCGUGCAACAUGAUCUUCUUCCUAGAAGCCAAAAAGCGCGGACAGGAUUUAUACCUCUGGCUCUCACGGCCGCCCAACGGCCCCACAAUAAAAUUCUCCGUAAGCAGCUUACACACGAUGGGCGAAAUGGGUGUAGGCUUUGCGGGCAACUGUCUCAAGGGUGGGCGCGGGGUGGUUGUGUUCGACAAAUCAUUCGACGAGCCAACGGUGAUGCGGAGCGGGAAUGAGUAUAGAGGGCUGGUGAGAGAGAUGUUGAGGGGUGUAUUUAGCGUUCCGAAGCGCGGAGUACGGGGGAUGAAACCCUUUGUCGACCGGAUUAUUGGCGUGUUUGGGGUCGACGGGAAGAUAUGGAUCCGGGUAUUUGAGAUUCGAGAGUCGGAGGGAACAGUAGGCGCAAAAGCGAAGGAUGAAGGCGAGGCCACUGAUGCUAACGAUGACGAAAAGAAGUCGAAAACGAAACUCAAGCGGGCUGACAAGGGUGGUCCGCUGGAUAUUAGUCUCGUGGAGAUAGGCCCGCGCUUCGUGCUGACGCCCAUCGUGAUAUUGGAAGGAAGCUUUGGCGGGCCUGUCAUAUAUGAGAACAAGGAGUUUGUUAGUCCUAAUCAAGUCCGGAGAGAGAUACGGUUACGGAAGGCGUCGCGGUUUGCGGCAAGGCAUGUUGGGCAGAGCGACCGGAUGGUCAAGAGGAGUGGAUUGGGGUUGACAACGGAGGGGAAGGGGAAUAGGAGAUCAGAUCCGUUGGAGACGAAGGCUGUGUUUGGAUGA